CAGCGGCAGCGCCGGCAUGUCGUCCGGCACCAUGAAGUUCAAUGGCUAUUUGAGGGUCCGCAUCGGCGAGGCCGUGGGGUUGCAGCCCACCCGCUGGUCCUUGCGCCACUCGCUCUUCAAGAAGGGACACCAGCUGCUGGAUCCCUACCUGACGGUGAGCGUGGAUCAGGUGCGCGUGGGCCAGACGAGUACCAAGCAGAAGACCAACAAACCCACGUACAACGAGGAGUUCUGCGCCAACGUCACGGACGGAGGCUCCCUGGAGCUGGCCGUCUUCCACGAGACGCCCCUGGGCUACGACCACUUCGUGGCCAACUGCACCCUGCAGUUCCAAGAGCUGUUACGCACGGCGGGCACCUCGGACACCUUCGAGGGCUGGGUGGAUCUGGAGCCAGAAGGGAAAGUGUUUGUGGUAAUAACCCUAACUGGGAGUUUCACUGAAGCCACUCUUCAGAGAGACCGAAUCUUCAAACAUUUUACCAGGAAGCGCCAAAGGGCUAUGCGAAGGCGAGUCCACCAGAUCAAUGGGCACAAGUUUAUGGCCACAUACUUGAGGCAGCCUACCUACUGUUCUCACUGCAGAGAGUUUAUCUGGGGAGUAUUUGGGAAGCAAGGUUAUCAAUGCCAAGUGUGCACCUGCGUCGUCCAUAAACGCUGCCAUCAUCUAAUUGUUACAGCCUGCACUUGCCAAAACAACAUUAACAAAGUGGAUUCAAAGAUUGCUGAACAGAGGUUCGGAAUCAACAUCCCACACAAGUUCAACAUCCACAACUACAAAGUGCCAACGUUUUGCGAUCACUGCGGCUCCCUGCUUUGGGGGAUAAUGCGACAAGGACUUCAGUGUAAAAUUUGUAAAAUGAAUGUACAUAUUCGAUGUCAAGCAAACGUGGCCCCUAACUGUGGUGUAAAUGCAGUGGAGCUCGCCAAGACCUUGGCAGGAAUGGGUCUCCAACCUGGAAAUAUUUCUCCAACUUCGAAACUCGUUUCUAGAUCAACCCUAAGGCGACAGGGGAAGGAGGGCACCAAAGAAGGAAAUGGAGUUGGAAUGAAUUCUUCUAGCAGACUUGGCAUCCACAACUUUGAGUUUAUCCGAGUGUUAGGGAAGGGGAGUUUUGGGAAGGUGAUGCUGGCUAGGAUAAAGGACACGGGAGAGCUCUAUGCCGUGAAGGUGUUGAAGAAGGACGUGAUCCUGCAGGAUGACGACGUGGAGUGCACAAUGACCGAGAAGAGGAUCCUGGCCCUGGCCCGUAACCACCCCUUCCUCACCAAGUUGUUCUGCUGCUUCCAGACACCCGAUCGUCUGUUUUUUGUGAUGGAGUUUGUGAAUGGAGGUGACCUGAUGUUCCACAUUCAGAAGUCCCGUCGUUUCGAUGAAGCUCGUGCACGCUUCUACGCAGCAGAGAUCAUUUCGGCACUCAUGUUCCUGCAUGAGAAGGGCAUCAUCUACCGAGAUCUGAAGCUGGACAAUGUGCUGUUGGACCACGAAGGUCACUGUAAGCUGGCAGACUUUGGAAUGUGUAAGGAGGGGAUCUGUAAUGGAGUCACCACAGCCACAUUCUGUGGCACACCGGACUAUAUUGCUCCAGAGAUCCUCCAGGAGAUGCUGUAUGGGCCAGCUGUUGACUGGUGGGCCAUGGGCGUGCUGCUCUAUGAGAUGCUGUGUGGCCAUGCCCCCUUUGAGGCGGAGAACGAAGAUGACCUCUUCGAGGCCAUACUGAAUGAUGAAGUGGUCUACCCUACCUGGCUGCAUGAAGAAGCCACAGGGAUCCUGAAGUCUUUCAUGACCAAGAACCCCACCAUGCGUCUGGGCAGCCUCACUCAGGGAGGUGAACACGCUAUCUUGAGACAUCCUUUCUUUAAGGAAAUUGACUGGACCCAACUGAACCAUCGCCAGGUUGAACCACCUUUCCGACCCAGAAUUAAAUCUCGAGAAGAUGUCAGUAAUUUUGACCCUGACUUUAUAAGAGAAGAGCCAGUCUUAACUCCAAUUGCUGAGGGACAUCUUCCUAUGAUUAACCAAGAUGAGUUUAGAAACUUUUCCUUUGUGUCUCCAGAAUUGCAACCAUAGCCUUAUGAGGAGUGAGAGAUGGAAUAAGAAUCAGAAGGGAAUUGAGAUUUUCCAGGAAUUUCCAUUGUGAGAACUCAAGUAUCUGCCUUAGAACAACACCAAAUUUACCUUCUAGGAGCAAAUGUUCACAACUCUGCGAAAGACAGGAUAUCAAUUUCAAGUCUCAAGGAAUUCUUGGUACUGGAAGUAGUUGAUCCUGAAAUAAGAUUUUAUGAAGAUAUGUACCACACAACCUAGGAGUUUCCAUGGCUGUGUCAGACUUGAGCUACUAACAUGAGCCAAAAUAAGAGAACAUAUGAAGAAUAAAGCUAUUGGUCUUAGAAGUCCUGAGCCAAAUAGGCUUUUUACUUUCAGAGACAAUCAAGACCACUCCAUGCUCUUCUUUAAGCCAAUGAAUCAUGCUACAGUCUACAACAAGACUCAAUACUAAUGAAGAAUGUAAAGGUGUUUCUAAGAAAAUGAAUGGCUUUCCAAAUCAAAUCAUUUAUACUGAAGAAACAACAACAAAAAUUUGACACUGAAAAACAGUCUCCCAACUUAAAGCCCAGAAUUGGGCAUCAAGACAGUUACCAUAGCAUACACUUCUUUAAUUUCAUGAACCAUAUAUUUAUUGAGCAUCCAUGAAGCAUCCAUAAUGUGUCAUCACACCUGGUAACAGCAGUUAGAGGUGCCUUCAUGAAGCUUUCAGUUACUCUGGGUUCCACUCAUUUAUUUACCUGAAUGGUGUUUGCAUUCUGUGAGAUGCCUCUCCACAUUGCCUGUGACAUCCUUCUUUGUCUGAACAUCCUCCCUUUUUCACAGAAGAAAUCACCACCACAGCAGCAGCACAGCCAGCAGGAGAGAUGAUGGUGCAUGCCACUUGCUGACCUAUGGAGUCUGAUCAUGUCUAUAUUGUUCCCAGCUCAUUGGUGAAGAAUCGCACGCCAUACCUGUCCAGGACCCAUUGUGUAGCUUAGCCAUUCAUAGUUUAUUUAUGUUUCCAGAGACAAGUUUGUUGGAUAUAAACUUCAAUAAUUAGGAAUGGAUCUCUUGUAAACAGGGCUAGAGAAAAGACAGGCUUUACCAUGUGUAACUGUAUAUGCAAUUGGAGAAUUUUAUCUGGCUGGAAAUAAAUACAUUUUGUAACAAAAGGA
Messenger RNA from Perognathus longimembris pacificus (Pacific pocket mouse), 3201 nucleotides. RefSeq names its product protein kinase C eta (gene Prkch). The record is from RefSeq and is a predicted model, not a curated record. NCBI's taxonomy places the organism in Eukaryota, Metazoa, Chordata, Mammalia, Rodentia, Heteromyidae. The transcript has 14 exons. Gene Ontology annotation, biological process: intracellular signal transduction; peptidyl-serine phosphorylation. Gene Ontology annotation, molecular function: diacylglycerol-dependent serine/threonine kinase activity; ATP binding. The coding region runs from base 17 to 2068 and encodes 683 amino acids.